AUGAAGGUCGCUAUUCUUGGUGCCAGCGGCACUACAGGCCGAUCAAUCGUGAAUGGCCUACUGUCCUUGACAGAAAUCAAGUUUUUCAGUCUGCCAAAGUUGCCCUCUGUGCGUAUCGAUUAUGCUCACAGUGGCUUGGAUAUACGCAUUCCUGGAGACGGCAACGUGCCAUCAACAUUUACUGACAAUCGCGACAUUGGAAAAUUCGUCGCUCGCAUUAUCGCUGACCCUCUGACUUUGAAUCAGCAGGUCUUCGUGUAUUCUGAGAUGACCACUGUGACAAAGAUCUAUGGUCUUCUAGAGAAGAUUAGCAACGAGAGAAUUUCGCGCCGUUAUAUAAGCACCGUACCUUUUUGCCCGUCCUCUUCCACUAAGAAUCCUGCCAAUACAUCUGUGUCAAGAUCUCCGGAGACGAACUUCUUGAGAGCAUCAACAAGUUUGGGGAUUCUCGCGACCUGAGCAACGACAAAUUUCCCCAGAAGGUUGUUCAUCGGUGUUGGUACUCGUGGGAAAUUCGCAGCGAGAACACUGAUGAUCAUGCCAAGUACUUGGGCUAUGUCGAUGGGAAUAAUCUCUAUCUAAACAUAAAGACGAGAUCCUUCGAAGACUACAUUAGGGAAAUCCUGUCCGAGCAAAGCGUUUGAAACAGCAACGGCAGACGUCUUGCGGGAGUAUCACUAAGUAGUGUGGAG
Messenger RNA from Alternaria alternata, 692 nucleotides. RefSeq lists its product as hypothetical. The coding region runs from base 1 to 459 and encodes 152 amino acids. The transcript is spliced from 2 exons. The record is from RefSeq and is a predicted model, not a curated record. Lineage: Eukaryota; Fungi; Ascomycota; Dothideomycetes; Pleosporales; Pleosporaceae.